Osmerus eperlanus (European smelt) is the source of this 2891-nucleotide messenger RNA. RefSeq names its product calmin b (gene clmnb). Gene Ontology annotation, biological process: nuclear migration. The record is from RefSeq and is a predicted model, not a curated record. NCBI's taxonomy places the organism in Eukaryota, Metazoa, Chordata, Actinopteri, Osmeriformes, Osmeridae. The transcript is spliced from 9 exons. The coding region runs from base 386 to 2557 and encodes 723 amino acids. Gene Ontology annotation, molecular function: actin filament binding. Gene Ontology annotation, cellular component: cytoplasm; meiotic nuclear membrane microtubule tethering complex; nuclear outer membrane.
UUCAGAUGCAAUGAGAAACCCACUUGACGAAGCAUCAGGAUCACUCCAAGCAUCUGACAUGUGCUUGUGACAUGACGAAAACAAAAGUAUAACUGUUCAUCCACUAAAUAAUUGGGUGGAUGGUGAGCUGUAGUAGGAGGAGGUUUGGGCGUGUUGAGGCAAGGUACUUAGCUGCUUAUCACUGUUUCACAAUCUCGUUCACUGAGCUCCAUCUCACCUUACCGUCAUCCUCCAACGUCUUGGGAGUUUUGUCACACAGGUUCUAGGGAAACAUUUAAUUGUUCUGGGAAGUCUUGCAGUACUAGUUCAGCUAAGGCUGCUGCCUUUUUGUGACGCGCUUGUCAUGAGAUGUCUUUAAUGGCAAGGCACCUGGAUAAGAGCCUAUAUGAUCAGGGGGAAUCUACUGGACAGACUAAUGUUGGCGUACUCAAAGUUUCCAAUAAAGGUUGAAGACCUCUUCACAGAUAUACAAGAUGGCAGAGUGCUCCUGGCGUUACUGGAGGAGCUGUCUGGAUGCAGACUGUACCACAGAUUCAGACCAUCCUCAUACCGCAUCUUCCGACUCAACAACAUCGCAAAGGCGUUGGCUUUCCUUGACGACAGACAUGUGAAGCUACCGAGCAUUGACGUUGUCACUAUUGCUGAUGGCGUUCCCUCUGCUGUCCUGGGCUUGAUCUGGAAUAUUAUCCUAUUUUUUCAAAUAAAAGAGGUCACAAGUGGCCUCCAGAAACAUCUCUCGUCCAGCCUCUCAUCAUUACCCAUCAGCUGUUACCCUUCACCCUGUGACCUUUCACCUGUCACUGAUGACUUCAACCACUCUAACACACUGCCAUCCAAGGGCAGGAAGGCUGCCAGCAACCGACAGCAUCAUGGAAAAGCUAUCAAGACACUUCUGCACUGGGUACACAGACGCACAUCAAAGUUUGGCGUAAGCGUACUUGACUUUGGAACGAGCUGGAGCAGUGGUCUGGCUUUCCUGGCUCUGGUUAAAUCCGUAGCCCCUGGCCUGGUGGACCUGAGAAACAGCCUAUCCAGAGACCACAGAGACAAUGUGAGGGAGGCCUUCAUGAUAGCUCAGAGCAGCCUGGGAAUCCCAACUCUCCUGGACCCGGAUGAUGUGACCCGCUGUGCCCCAGAUGAGCGGUCCAUCAUAACAUAUGUGUCACAGUUUCCCGAACAUUACCCUGGCCCUGAUGAAGACCUUCGCCCUGAUUUUGAAUCAAGGAAAACUUUAUUAACAGGGAGAGAUGUCCAACUAACACCAAAGCCCCAUGGCCUAACCCCGGUGAAGUCAGUUAGCUUUGGGCCCACGUCCCCCUCUUGUGAAGAAGCACAGACCUUGUCCAUAAGCCAGGAGAUGACCAAUGAGCAGCUACCAAGGAUGAAACAGACCAAUGGUCCUUCAGAUGAGCCUUGGCUAACCCCCGCCCACCUGCCUGAAAUUACUUUUUCUAAAGUCCUUCGUGUCCCGUCCCUUCAUCAGUCCAAAAGUCCAACACCAGGAAGCAAUUCCGCCACUGAAAUCAACAUUGACAGCCCUGUUUCCUUGAAGUACACUGUGUCCACUAGCCCAUUGGGUCUGAGUGCGGAGAGUGCUGAUGCAGGAGUGUGGUUCUGGAUGGAGACGGCUCCUGAGGAGAUCUCCAGCGAGCGCUGCGUAGACGAGGGGAUCUUCUCCCAGAGUUCGGAGGAGGGCGUCUACAUGCUAUCCACGUUGGACUCAGAUGAGGAAGAAGCGUACAACUACAUCCUUGGUUUGAACAGGGAGGUGUGUGAUGUCUUAGGGCCGUCCGAUCAAGACUAUGGUGAAUUGCUAACUUCAGGACUAACUCCCAAGCUUGCUCCAGAGCAAACUCCAGGACUAACUUCUGGGAUAACUCCAGGAUCAACUCCGGGACUAACUCCAGGACUAACUCCAGUGCUAGAUCAGAUGGUGGCAGACAUGGAGGCUGUCCACCAGAAGGAUGAACAUUCAGUUCCUGAGCAGGAGAUAAACAAGGCUGAAAAAGAGCAAGAUGGAGGGAUGAAUCCGGUUAGCAAUGUUAGUAAAGCUACGGUGAGGAGGAUGUUUGCUAUGAGGAUGGAGGAAGAAGACAGAAGGGGCGAGGAAAGCAAAGGGGAGGAAGACCUGAAGGAAGAUGGAGGGAGAACAGAGGAGGAGGAGGAAAAAAAGGAACAUGCAUGUCUGCAAUCAUAUUUUGAAGUGAGGGAGGAAAAGAGGGAGAUGAGAGAGGUGGUGGAGGUAGAAACUGUGAGCGCAGACCUAGAGGAGGAAGAGGUUUUGAGAGGAGGGCAAGGGUCUUCUGUGAAAGACAUGGUUAGAAUUCGAUGGAGGUUUAGAGGAGGGGAGGAAAGAACCGUGGAGGAACAAGUGGGAAGUAGCUGGCAUGAACGUGAGCCUGAGAAAGAAGAGUUGGAGGAGGACACAACAGAACUAAAACGCAUUGGGAGAGUGUAUUUCCAGGAUGUGCCCUCUAGUGGUGAGCUGGAGGUACUGUUCAUCUUGUGGAUCCUGUUCUACUGUUGUCUUCUCUUCCCACGACUGGACCUUCGAUAGCCUUCUCAGGCACCAGUAAUAAGAUGUCACAGAACUAUUCACAACUCACAGUUCAUUUAAAAGCAGUACCUAUAUUUUAUUUGAAAGACAAUUCGGAAGAAGAAUGUAUGCGAACAAUUGUUCCACCGUGCCUGGUAGAUGAAUGGUGACUUUACACUGUGUGCCUGGUACAGACCGUUUCUUGACUCUGACCACCAAAAUACGGUUAGAACGAUGCACUUCUGACCCUUGAUCUUCUGCUGUACUUUCCAUAUGCAGUUCAUGUUGCUUGGAUAAACGUUAGCUGCUUUUAAAGACUCCUUCAUAUACACACUGAAAACUACCAAGUAAUUAU